AUGUUUUAUAUAUUUAAUUUAGUAACUUAUUUGGUUGUUGAUUGUGGCGGUGGAACCGUAGAUUUAACAGUAAGAAGAUUAUUACCAGGCGGUCGAAUAGCAGAAACAACUGAACGUACAGGUGAUUUUUGUGGUGGCACUUAUGUUGAUGACGAGUUCAUCAAAUUUCUUGAGGAGAAAGCUGGUAAAUCUGCUGUAAAAAUGUUAAAGGAGAAGCAUUACGAUCAAAUUAAUUAUAUGGUGCAUAAAUAUUUUUGCCCUGAAAUUAAAAUUCCUUUCAGUGGUAGAAAGGAUGGUUUUAAAACUAUUGAAUUUGACAUUGAAAAAAAAUGUCCUGCACUUAUCCAAUAUAUAACCGGUUCGGAAAGAGACAAUUUGGAAGAUGAUGAAUGGCUUAUUGAUCUUGAUUUUGAUACUGUGAAAUCCUUUUUUGAUCCGGUAAUUAGAAAGGUUUUAAGAUUGAUCGCUUUACAAUUAUCGAAAUGUCCGGAUUGCUCUGUGCUAUUUUUGGUUGGAGGCUUUGGUGAAUCAAGGUAUCUUCAACAUAGAAUUAAAGAAGAAUUUGGAAAUCAAGAUUCUAAUGGUAGGAUAGACAAGUUUUACUUAUUAGCUAGCAAGGGAACAGAAGUGGAUGUGGAAAAAGAGUUUUCCGAUUCUGUGGCUCCAGUGUUUCCGGAUCAAACUGCUAUUUUUGUUCAAUUUUUCUAUACAACCGAAUAUAAUGCAACAUAUUGUGAUGAACCUCAUAUGAGAAAGUUAGGUAGUUUCAGAGUUGAUGGCAUACCUACUGAGAGUUCAGGAAAUAAUCGUUCUGUGCUUAUAUCAUUGC
This is a messenger RNA of Racocetra fulgida, 829 nucleotides long. Lineage: Eukaryota; Fungi; Glomeromycota; Glomeromycetes; Diversisporales; Gigasporaceae. The record is from the annotation of a GenBank genome assembly.